AUGGCUGAAUUUCAAUUAAUCGGUGAAUUCCAGUCAAAUAAACAAAUCGGACGUCUCGUUGCUCCUGAUAAAGAUAUUUCUCGUUCAACUAGUAGCAGUGUGGAUGAGCUAUUCCCUCGAGAGCAUGUCACAACUCAUGAAGCUGAAUGCAAUUCCCUUGACACUGACAUGCGGUACGACGGCUUGGGUAAAAGUAAAGAAAGAGAGGAGUUUCCUUACAGGCUAAGAUACGAUCAAGAUUACGGCUCUGAAGGAAGUAGUAUGCUACAACGGAGAGAGAUCCAGUUAGGUCCCGAGCAGAAAUUGCGAGGGUUCAUAACGAUCCUAUUCUCCGACGUUCUCCAGAAACAUCCAAAUGGAGAGAUCCUGGGAAAUGGACCUUCAAUGUCUGACGUUGCCGCACGUGUGCUGUCAGCUUUACCGCCUAUUUACCUUCGAGACGAUCACCACGAGAAAUACGAUACGUUAGCUGUGCGAUUGCUUGCAGAUAGUAUCAAAAACAGUGAUUCUGUGCACGGGUCCACUUCUGAAGUGAGUUUUUUGCAAUUACGUCCUUGGUUCUGA
This is a messenger RNA of Cooperia oncophora, 564 nucleotides long. The record is from the annotation of a GenBank genome assembly. NCBI's taxonomy places the organism in Eukaryota, Metazoa, Nematoda, Chromadorea, Rhabditida, Trichostrongylidae.